AUGGACCAAACUACUUUGCCAAAUGAUCUAGAAAUUGUUUCAUCAGAACAGGCUGAUUACGCCAAUGAGGCCAGCAACCAUAUUCUUGCUCCACAGAGAUGGGAUGAGACUAAUAAUGGCAUUAAGCCCUUGAAAUCUCAGGAUUUGUCCAGCAAUCCAAAUAUUUCCAGCCUUGAACCAGGCACGCCACAAACAAGGCUGCUUUCUACAGUAACACAAAAUUCUGAUGGUCCUUCUCAAGACUACAACAAGCCUAUGAAUCUUCUGGCCUCCUUAACUUCUAGAGUAAUAACAAAUGUUUUUCAGCAGGUGAGUGAAGAUGCAACAUCCUCAUCCAUUAACGUUGGGACUGAUCCCUUUACUAUUUUGCCCCCAGUGCUGGAAGUGUGCCCGCUGGAUGUCCUCUAUAUCACUGACCUUGUCACUUAUUCCUCACGCUUUUGUGGAUCAUAUUCUCUCCUAAACAAAAAUCUGACAUUUGGUUCUCCUGUCGAAAUGAUUGAGGUGGUUUUGGAGCUAAUCACAACUACUAACCAUGGUCGAGGUUUUGCCCUUCUCUUCACAUACCAUAACCAGUCAUUGGUGACUGCACUGGGUGUUCAAAAGAGCCGAGGCAGGGAAAAUGUUGUGCUGCUAGCUGCGGUUGCUGCUGCCAUAUCUUUUACUUGCGUCUUGGUGCUGGUGCUUUGCUUGUCUUAUAGGCAGAAGAUAUGCCCCAAGAGAGCGCAAAAUGAGAGCCAGGUCAGACAGGUGACAACACAGGUGAAUGGGAUUCAAAAUACAGGCUUGGAUCUUAAUGAACUACAGCUGGUGGUGGCAGAAGAGGAUCUUCAGAAUAGGGCACUGGAAUCUACUGGUCAAGCUACAGAUGUUUCUCAGCAGAUGCACCAGGAAGAUCCCACCUCAUGCUCAAUUACAGUAACCGAUUCCCACAGUGAUGAGGUUUUUGUUAUCUCAGCUGGCGACAACACAGACUGUUUCACUUUCAACACAUAUCCACUACAGGAAGGCAGCCUAAGAAGGAUUGUCACUAGCCCUGCCUCUGUAUCUGACUGGCUAAAUGCAGAUUACACAAGUGUUGAUCUGAGUGUGGAUGACAAGGCCAGUGAGAUAGAAGAAGUGGAUGUCGCCAGAAAGAGGACUUGGAGUGCACUUACCUUUAACAGUCUCUUGCCUCAACUACAAAUGAAAUGGCGAAGCCGCUCCUCCAGCGGUUCCUUUACCAAACUGGUAGACCGUUGUUGCACAGCACCUGCCAAGAGUCUUAAUCCUAAGAAUCCUAGGAGAGUUGGUUCUGCUGUUCAGAUAGGGGGAAAUUCCACUCAUCUUUUCUCAGAGUCUUCUGACCGUAAUGCUUCUUACCCCCUUACACAGUCAGCAAAACUCCAGCGAAAACUUCCACCAUGUAAUCUCAGAAGAACACGCCCAUACUUCGGGUUACUAAAUGAUUCGUCUGAUAGUAUGCGCUCUGGCCAAAAGUCCGUAAGUGUGAAGGAGGACCACACCCCCUGCCAAACAUCUGCCAUGGAGUUUACAAGCUCAUCUAAAACAACAACAAGCAAUGGAUUCCGAGCCAAAGAGCUCUCACUGGAUUUUGAGAGUCCAAGCACCGUUUUUGUGAUCUGUGAAGAAGCAGAUGACCAGCAGCCUUUGGUAUUUGAUGACCAGCUCAGUCCGGCUACAGAGUCUCUGUCCAAAAAGCAUGAUGGGUACAUAACAGAUGACUGUUACCUAGCAUCCACAAAGGCUUGCUCUCGUGCAAGCACAGGAAUAAAUUCAGCUGGAGAUUCCACUGUUCAGUGCAUGGAAAAUAAAAUGUCUUUAGGUUCAGCUUGGAAUGUUUCUAAUCCACACCAAAAGAUUGAUGCUUCAGAAUCCACACAGGCAAGGUCCAGCUGA
This is a messenger RNA of Nanorana parkeri, 1899 nucleotides long. RefSeq lists its product as uncharacterized. The record is from RefSeq and is a predicted model, not a curated record. The transcript has 7 exons. The coding region runs from base 1 to 1899 and encodes 632 amino acids. Lineage: Eukaryota; Metazoa; Chordata; Amphibia; Anura; Dicroglossidae.